This is a messenger RNA of Cucumis sativus (cucumber), 1545 nucleotides long. RefSeq names its product probable isoaspartyl peptidase/L-asparaginase 3. The record is from RefSeq and is a predicted model, not a curated record. Gene Ontology annotation, biological process: protein deglycosylation. The transcript has 7 exons. Gene Ontology annotation, molecular function: N4-(beta-N-acetylglucosaminyl)-L-asparaginase activity. NCBI's taxonomy places the organism in Eukaryota, Viridiplantae, Streptophyta, Magnoliopsida, Cucurbitales, Cucurbitaceae. Bases 126 to 1220 code for a protein of 364 amino acids.
CAGAGAUUGAAACUUGAUUGAAUACAAAUGAAAGAGGACAAAAAUUUUGAGUCCACAAUUGUAGAGGAGUUUCAACCUUAAUCAACGAGGCACUGAAUUUUGUUCGAAUCUCCAUUCUCCACUAAAUGGAACGUUUUGGCCUUGAUUCUAAGGAUCGGCUUCGAGCUUCCGCCUUGCUGCUUAUAUUGCUUUUCCUGGUACUCAGUAGAAGAACCCAUCGCCCUGGAGAGUCGAGCUUGUACCCUUUGGUCGUAAGCACAUGGCCCUUUUUGGAGGCUGUUGAAAGGGCAUGGAGUGCUGCUAAUAAUGGCAAUUCAGCAGUUGAUUCUGUUGUAGAAGGAUGUUCUGCCUGUGAAGAACUGAGAUGUGAUGGUACAGUUGGACCAGGUGGAAGCCCGGAUGAAAAUGGAGAAACAACAAUUGAUGCCAUGGUUAUGGAUGGGGUGACGAUGGAAGUUGGAGCUGUAGCUGCCAUGAGGUAUAUUAAGGAUGGUAUAAAAGCUGCAAGGUUAGUGAUGAGACAUACUGAACACACUUUACUCGUUGGAGAGAAGGCCUCUGCUUUCUCCAUUUCAAUGGGUCUUCCUGGACCCACAGAUCUCAGCUCGCCGGAGUCAAUAGAAAAGUGGAAUAAAUGGAAAGAAAACAAUUGCCAACCUAAUUUUCGGAAAAAUGUUGUGCCUGUCAAUAGCUGUGGCCCUUACCACUCUAAUGGCCUUCUGCUAGUUGCUGAAACGACAUGUCUAGGAGAUGGUCCAAGAAGAGCCGUUGAAUUAAGGUCAAAUCAUUUUGGUCGUCACAGUCACGAUACCAUAUCGAUGGCAGUAAUCGAUAAGUUUGGGCACAUUGCUGUUGGAACAUCCACCAAUGGGGCCACCUUCAAGAUCCCAGGCAGGGUGGGUGAUGGUCCUAUAGCAGGAUCUUCAGCAUAUGCGGAUAGUGAUAUCGGUGCAUGUGGAGCAACUGGGGAUGGCGACAUCAUGAUGCGUUUCCUGCCAUGCUACCAAGUUGUUGAGAGUAUGCGAUUGGGGAUGACGCCGAAGGAUGCUGCUAAAGAUGCCAUAGCAAGGAUUGCAAGGAAAUUCCCUGACUUUGUUGGAGCUAUAUUUGCUGUUGACAAAAAUGGUACUCACGCCGGUGCUUGCCAUGGAUGGAAAUUCCAAUACUCAGUUCGAAGCCCAGAAAUGCAUAGCGCUGAGGUUUUCACUGUACUUCCUUGAAGCUGCAAUUUUUCUUCUCUUUUGGUAUUAUGGUGCUUGGGAUGAGUCUCAUGAAUGAAACACAUACACUUGAAAGUAUGGUUCUGGCUCAUAAGCAUUAGAGUUGGAAGUCGAUACAAAGACAUUACUUCACUGUGGUGACUGCUGAUAUUGGUGUAUGUGACAGCAUAAUGGGAAGUUGAGCAAAACUGUAGAAUAAAAUAUUGUUGUUAUUUCCAAAACACUCAAGAAAAAGGUAUGGCCAACGUUGACUCGUAGGAGUUUGGCCAAAAGCACUUAAUUUCUUUCAAUUUUUAUCGAUUUGAUAGAACUCCAAAUUCAAACA